AUGUGCCUGCUGACCAAGGAUGUGCCCAGCAGGCCACGACUCCGCAUGUCAAGUAAUAUAAGCUUUCAGAAAGCAGCUUUUGUUCAUGGUGAAAACUGCUACUUGCCGCCUCCAAAUUCAGAAGUUGGAAGGGAGCGGUCCUGGCUGCAGUUUCCAGCGUUAAGGAUAAACUCUGAAGAGCGUGUUGAUACAGCUGAUCAGGAGACAGUCUCUUGGGAUCGCAGUAUUCCUGAAGACAUAAAACAAAAAAUACAGCCUAAAGAGGUUCCAGCAGAAAGUGUUACUGUCUGGAUUGAUCCAUUAGAUGCUACACAAGAAUACACAGAGGAUCUUCGACAGUAUGUCACGACAAUGGUUUGCGUGGCUGUAAAUGGUAAACCAGUUAUAGGAGUGAUACACAAGCCAUUCUCAUCAUAUACAGCCUGGGCAAUGGUGGAUGGCGGGUCAAAUGUAAAACCUCGUUCCUCCUACAAUGAGAAAACUCCAAGGAUUAUUGUAUCCCGCUCCCAUGCAGGAAAAGUUGAGCAGGUUGCACGGCAGACAUUUGGAAAUAAGACUGUGAUAAUCCCGGCUGGUGGAGCAGGUUAUAAAGUGUUGGCCCUCCUUGACGUGGCUGAAAAGAAUCAAGAAGAAGCUGACGUGUAUAUCCAUGUCACCUACAUUAAGAAGUGGGACAUAUGUGCUGGAAAUGCAGUGUUGAGAGCAUUGGGUGGCCAUAUGACUACCCUGACUGGUGAAGAAAUUAGUUACACUGGCUCAGAUGGCAAUGAGGGAGGACUUAUAGCCAGUAUCAAUAUGAACCAUAAAGCACUAAUUGAAAAACUUCCAGAUCUGGAAAAAACAUCGCACAAAUAAACUUGACUGAUGGAGAAGUAUAAACAUGCUUUUGUAGCCUCCAGAUGCUCUGUCUGAAGAAGCAGGUGUGAAAACCUGUUGGGAAAGAUGCAAAGCAAAGCAGUUUGGUGUGGGUUUGGGGGCUAUAUCGUGCAUUGGGUUUCUUCAGUGGUGGUAUUUAAAAAAGAAUAAAAUAAUAAUAAUCAGAAGUAGGAAGGGGACUGACUGCCUCACACUUCAGUUUCCGUGUUUUAUUUUUUUCAGACUGUUUUCAUGCAGUUCUUAUACUCAAGGUGCAUAUGCGGUGUAUAUUUGUGAACAUAGGUGAGCUAAAGAAAAAUCCAAAUUGAUUCAUAAAAUAACCUAAGUAGUUCUCACAGGAAUUUCUUGGAACCUUUUACAUCUUGUUACUGUAGUUGUAGCAACUCCGUAAUGAAUUAGGUAGGAAAAAAGGUUGAUUUGUAUAGGCAUCUGAUAACUCUGUGAACAAUUUAGCAGGAAACAUGACCCUGUGUUCUGUAUCCCCUGAACAGAAAGCACAAGAAGGUUGACACAAAUUUAUAUGCAACAACAUUUUAUCUUUGACAGUGUGGUACUCCUUCUGCUUUUUAAGAGAAAAAAAGAAAUGUUCUGUACUAUUUUGACUUUUUUCCUGAAGAUGUAAACCAGUUU
Molecule: messenger RNA, 1506 nt
Organism: Nipponia nippon (crested ibis)
Lineage: Eukaryota; Metazoa; Chordata; Aves; Pelecaniformes; Threskiornithidae
Source: RefSeq, a predicted model, not a curated record